CGCUUGUGGAGUGAGGGUAGGCGGACGUAGUGUUACAGAAAGUGUUUCGCGACCCGCUGCAUAAAAUCAAUGUGAUGUAAACUGCAGUGAGCUUUAUGUCAUGUCGUCUCGGGCAUGAUGGGCAGAUGACGCUCCACUUGGGCGGCUGAGAUAUCAACGACAGUUUUCUACCACCGUGAACUCUUUAGGAACCUGCACAGCCCUGUUCCGAAAAAAAAAUUGAACAUGGACAGGCGUGGCUCCUUGGAUGACAGUUUCAACGAUCAGGCUCUUCCGGUUCCUAUACAGAUUUUCCUUUGGCGUCAGGUCAGCCCAUUCAUCAGACCGAAACUUGGCAAACUUCACGAAGCCUCCUGUAUGUUUUGUCAGCACGCACCUGGCCAUCAUGAACUCAAAGAGGCAUGCAAGUCAUUUGAGAAAGUUCUUGUGCAGAACAUUCAGUUUGGUUUGUCUCCAAGUUUAACUGAAGCUAUAAGAUCUAUUCCUCGUUGGAGAUUCAUACAAGCUUCUUUUCCACAUGUGAUGCACUGUGCAGCAAGUUUACUACAUAACAGGAAGGACACGAACUUACAAAACCUUGGAGCAGCAGAAACGAAACUGUUAUACACAUUACAUUGGAUUAUCCUAGAUGCUGCAGAAGAGUGUGCUGAUGCUGACAAUGAAAAAGGGAUCUACCAUGCAUCCCCAUUCUACUACCUGUUCUCCAUUCCUGCCAUUUCACUCUUUGUAUAUCUUUUUGCACCAAUCUGCCACCAUCUGAAAGAAUCAGAUUUCCAGAACUACUGUCUAGAAAAUGGAUUGAAGAUUUGGCAAGCAUUAUGGGAUUAUCAGCAUCCAGACACUGCAUGUUUCACUGCUCAUGUAAAACCUAAGCCGCGAGCUCUUUGGGGCAAGAUGUUGAAAUGCCCUCAGCCACAGUUUGGUGAUGUUUUCCUUGGUCGAAAAGGUUCAACUGAGGAAGGUUUCUUGGGCACCGAGAGUCCACCAAGCCAGUCAGCCAGUGUAUCGUUUUCUGAACAGGCAGGAGUUAUACGUGUGGAGUGUCGACCAGGAGAUGAAGAGAAUAAUUGGUUGUCUUCACCUAAGGAAACAAUUUUCCCUGAAACAAUUCCAGAAGAGAGCUCCAGUACUGAAGAGGAACAUGUUGUGAUUUUUCGUCUCCCAUCUCUUCCUGAGUCUGAUACUGUGAAAGAGUCUUCAAUUUAUAUGGCAGACACCAGCAUUUUUCAUGUAGCUAUGGGUCGUAAUGACACUUUAACCAAAUCGACACUGACUAUUGAACAAGUUACUGCUAUCUCUGGUUCAGACACGAAGCAGCUUCGUACGAAGCCAGCACCAAUACAAAAAAUGGGGUCCUCUACAGAUAAGGACUCAGUAGGCAGCAAUAAACAGCAUGAAGGUAUAAGUGCUCUAAAACCACAAGCAAAUAAUCAUGGGACUGGUACCGGAAUUAUGGAUAUAUGUGCAGCUACAUUUCUAGAUGUGGCUGUUUUGCGAUGCCUUUUUAUUUCCCAAUGGCAGGAAGAGGGUGUGUAUUGGGCUCUUCAGUUUUAUUACCACAGGUUACGUGAGAUUAAUGAGGACGCUUCAACUCAACAACAGCCAAGGAAACGUAGCAAUUCUCUGCCCAUUCCAAAGAUUGAAGUUUCCAUGUACCAGAGUCCAGAACUGAAGAAACGAGAAUCCAAAGAUUUCAUGGAAGUGCCAGAUGUUAAAGAUGUAUCCUAUCUUACUGAAUCUCCAUACUUUGGACAGAAACAACUGGAUGAUCAUAGUAGUCAUAUGAGACGUUCGAGUGAAAAAGUGAAAAAGAAAAUGAAAAUGGCUGAUCUCAAAGCAUUUGUUGAAACAAAACUUCUUUCUAAAUCAGAGAAAACUUUGGAGAAAAUUGGUCGUGAUGAGCCAAAAAUAUUUUGUGGACAGGAGUACCAUCGCAGCCUUGACACAGGGGAUGAACAUCUUUCACGUCCUUGUUCUGCAUUUGCCAAGAUCUUUGAGCCGAAAUUUGACCAAGAUAAAGAAAAUCACUCAAGCAAUUUGGUUAAAGGAAAAAGCAUGCCAAGUCUCAGGUACAUAGGAGAGGUGCAGUCUGAGAAGUCAAAACAGAAUCGUUCAGUGGUUGGGAAUCAACACUACUCUAUCCCAAACCCUAUCAUCACUGUCACUGAACACACUCCAACUCCUUCACCAGAUUACAUGAAAAGACAGGGUUCAAUUGAUAGUCAGCUGGAUGCCAUAAGUCUGCAAGGCAUGAAACUAAAUCAGGAACGUAAACCAAGUCUCACUCGUUCACAGACUGACUCCAACAUAACAUAUGCUGGGGAGGAAAUACCUGAAGCUCAGGGUUCUGUGUGUUACAUCACCAAAGAUGGAGAUAUCGAUUAUCAAGUUGUCCUUAAGGCAGUUCAUUCUGCAGCUGUCCGAGACAGUUUGUGCUGUACACUAAGGGUGUGUGAGGUGAUUCUUAAUCUUGUGGAGUUACUAAUGGAUAUGGGCAUACUGAAACAAUGUCUCCGUCACGAGGUUUCUUCUUCUGGAGGAAUAAACCGUAAUGUUUGUGUUUUGGUGUCUGGUCAUGGACACAGUAAUCAUAUUUCUCAUCAUGGUAGUUGUAAAGAAUCCAAGGAGGCAGAAUAUGUUUCCCCUCCCACUGAGAAGGAGCCGAGCAAGCUUUCUGGUGGAAGUCAGAAGGGGACUGCACGACUUCAGACUCCUCACAGUCUUAUUAUGAGCUGUGUAAUCAGGGUUUUCAAACAUUUGGGUUGUCCACAUGGAUGUGCUGAUGGUCAGCGAGGUCCACCUGCAGAAUUCCUGCGUUCCCAGGGGCAGAAUAUCCUUUCUAAAUUGCACCGUGCAAGUCCGAGGCAAUUUUCACGCUUUUUUCAUGAGAUGAUGUGCAAUCAGACCAUAUCUGAUAUUCUUGACUUCUUCCAUGCAUAUGUUGGAUUCUGUGUGGAUCCAAGUUCCUUGCUGUCACCAUUAAAUCAGAAGCGUAGCUGCAGCAAAUCACCUGAUGUUGUAUCUCAGGGAGGCUAUGCAACCAAUUUUGGAGCUGGCCUUGGUGGUGGGGGCACUCGUGGUAUUGAGGGUCAAAUAAUGGCUAGUGUUUUCAAAGCUUUGGUUACCCGACUGGUGAAAUCUAGUAAGGAGCUUAAAGCACAGGAAAACAUGCUUUAUUGUGAUGUGCGACAACUUAUGACAUACAUCAAGGAAGCUCAUGGUGGAGUAUUUCGGCGUGUUGCACUCAGUGGGCUACUGGAAUCUGCCAAUCGUCCUCAUAAAAAGGAACCCAGCAUGCAGACAACAAGGGUCAUUAGGCAUCUCCAUCAGAAUGAAUUAGAUGAUACAUCAGAGUUUGGAGCAAGUUCUUGCUAUGUCAUGGAUGAAAGAAGUAGCCGAAAAAUGCUUGUUAAAAAAAGAAGCACCUCGUCUACUUGUGCAAGCCUAUUUGAAACUGAAUUAGGAGAAGAAAUUAGCAAAGUGAGCCAGAGUCCCUUGGGAAAUGUGCGGAGGAAACAUCACAUACUUACACCACGGCAGAGCGAAAGAAAUCUUGGUGCUGUGGAGAUAGCGCAGUCAACAUUGAAGUCUCGCAAGUCUUCACGCUUCCAAAUUGGUGGUUUUGUUAACUGGUUCCGUCGUGAGCCUGGUCGAACAGAGUCCACCAGUAGUUACGAUGACAGUGCUUCUCCAGUUGAAGGUGGCUUCAUACGUCAAGCUUCACUGCACCAUUCUUACAGCAAAAGUUUACACAAGACUGGUAGUAGCAGUCACAUGGGCCAAACAUUACAAAAAGCUAAGAAGCGAAUGGAAGAUCAUUUCAACAAAUUUGGUUUUGGGAAAAUGAAGAAGAAAGAUGGGAGUGUGGAAGAAAAUUCAGGGAGCUAUUUCAGUCGCCGCAACUCAUUAGAGCUGGGAGAUCACUCUCGUGAAUCAGAAUUUGUGGUACUGAAAGAACGGAAACUAGUGCCAGUUUUGCCAGUGUACAAUGGUAUGCUGAGGUUUUCCUUUUUGCUGGAAACGUGUCAGCCUGGUUCUGUGCCUGAUCCCCAUUUGUUAGCUGCAACACUUGACUUGCCACAUGCACCAGUUGUGUCAAGAGCUGCCCUUUUUCUGGAAUGUUCCUACUUUGUACAUUGCUGCAACAAGGGGCAGUGGCCAAAUUGGAUGAAAUUGAAUUUCCCUAUAUUUAGACCAUCAGGGCCACUAUCUAACAGAGGAGCUCCCUCAGGAUUGCGACGUACUCACAUUCUGCAGCGUACAGCUGGAAAGAUGUUCCAUCAGUGGGCAGAGGCACUUGGGUCAAGACUGGAAGAGAUGGUGCAAGAAGACAAACAACAUGUUGGCAAUAUUGUGUCCAUGGUGACAGAAGAAUGUCGACAGAAAGAGCUUCUUAUGGAAGAUGAAGAGGAAGACUUCUUGGAUGAAGCCAGUGUUAACCUCUAUGGACUGGAGUGCCCCAUUGCACUCAGACUGUUGGCCUGCAUCCUAUUAUUGGAAAUAACAGCGUUUCUUCGUGAGACAUAUCAAACUCUGCCAAAAUCAUCCAGAUCAUCUGCCAAAGAACGGCCACCUCCGUGGGAACGCAUAUAUAGUCGUGAAGCGAAUCGUCGAUGGAGCAUGGCUCUUUCUUCUAUGGGUCAUUCUCAGACUUCUGCACAGAGCCUGCAGUCAAUUGCAGGAGACAGAGAUGCAGUUCUUCAGUGUGAGAGAAAGAUUAGCUUUGUCCUCCAUGAACCAGACAAUGAAUCAGAGGGCAGCAGUAAUACUACUGUGACUGUGCAGGGUGAGGAGACUCAAACUGUGGAUGAGAAGAAGGGUCGUCGACCGCCUCCUUCUGGGCGCCCCUUCCUUCUAAGGAGAGGAACAGCAGGAGCUACAACUGGCUCAUUUAAAAGACGAAGUCUUAAACUCAGACGCAGUGGAAAGGAGCCAAAGGAGAUUGUUGAUUGUGAUUUUAAACGCACAGAUUCAGUGCAGUCAAAACGGAAAGUGAGCUCACUGUCUGAUCGAAGUGAUAUAUCAGAACUGGGUGGUGGUGGAGAAGUGAGUGGGGAGGAGUCUCCAGGAAUCUUGAGCGAUGACCAACCACCUGAGAGUCCAAGUGACAGCAAUGAUGCAGAUGACACUGCCAAAAAUAUGCCAUGGUUGAAAGUGGUUGUACAAAUAGCAAAUUCUUUUAACUUCUACUGUUCACACCAAUCAUUCUGCCAUCCUUUCUGUUAUCGACGUCACAUGCGAGCAUGCUCAAGGCUCAUAAAGUCUGUAAGACGGAUAUAUGGAGAUGAGUUUGGAAUAGUAGCAGGCAAUGUAUGGGAAUCAGAUGAAGAAAAGCAACAGCAAGAAGAUAACAAGAAGGACAAGACUCGUGGAAGAAAAGUAUCAGAUCAAACAAGUACUCAGGCAUCACCCAUUAGACGAAAGGACAGCAUGGGUAGAAGGGACAGAACUGAACGCAAUGCAGAUGGAUCACAUUCUGGUCGCUUGCUUGGAAGUCAAAGGGAUUCAUCUAGAGAUAUUGCUGACCAAGAUGUUGAUAAAUGUCGCAGUAAUCAGCAGAAGUCGUACGUAACAUCUGCAGCAACCUUAUCUUUGGGGAAAACUCCAAAGAAAGAUGAAAGUGAGAAAUUAAAAGAGCAGCCACCUAUUCUGAAAUAUAUAAAAACACAGGUUCGUGAUAUAUUCCACGCACCACUGGCAGUCCUAUUGAAAGGGGCUGUUAUUCUUUCUGAAGAUAAUUUUGUGGACAUUUUGCCCAUAACAUGGGAACUUUUGCUGGAGGCAAACCAAGAGGUAGCUGCCACUGCUGCAUCCCUUUUCAUCUUAGCAGCUGUAAGGGCUCCUAAUCAAGCAAUGGACAUAAUGCAUCAUGGUCUACACCAUCAAGAUCCAGCUGCAAGGAUAAAUGCUAUCUUAAGGUUUCAAGUGCUCUGGAAGCUCCGAUAUCAAGUAUGGCCGCGGAUGGAGGAAAAUGCUAAUCUGACCUUUAAAGUGCCACCACCCGGUAUAGAAUUCACCCUUCCAUCACCUAAGAUUGGCAUUGAGUCUUUACCAGUUGUUGAUCCACCUUGGAUGCUUGAAGUGAAGACAAAAGUAGAAGAGGUUACAAUUAGCCAGGAUAGCCAUCGUUCACUAGUGACAGCCACAAAGACUCGUAAAAAGCAACAGACAGAACUGAUCAAAAUGGCUCUACAAGCACAAGAAGAUAAAAAACGUACAGAACGUGAGAAUUUUCUCAUUACAACAAUUCCAAUAACAGUACAAGCUGCAUAUGAACCAAGUCUUUAUCAUGCUGUUGGUGACGAUCAUGAUGAAGGUGAUGAAGAGCAAACAGAGACUCAGCUGCGAAACGCAACUCACCAUAUCCAUUCAGCUCAUUCACUCUUCCCAUCUUGCCUCUGCUCAGCAAUUAUUCAGAUCAUCAACCUUCUCGAUGAUGCAGCAGUUUCACCAGAUGGCAAUGCUGUUUAUGAAGUGGCUUAUCAGGUAAUUUGGAGUUGCCUGGUGGAAGAUAGUGCCCUCUUCUUGCGUUAUGUCCUGGAGAGACUCACACGGGACAAACAAGAACUGAUGUUCAAAAUCCUUCGCCACUUGAUUCGAUUUGUACCCAAACUCCCACAACAAGCAGCAUUUGCUCUUUAUAAUUAUAUAAUUGGCUAUGUGAUGUUCUAUGUGAGAUCACCUCAGGAGGAUGGCCACAAACUUAUAGGGACUGCUCUCUCUAUUCUCUGGAUGGUAGUGCACAGUGUGCAUGGAAUAAUGUUCAAAGACUUGAAACAGAUUCUGAGGAAGGAACAAUGUGAUGCAUCAAUUCUACUUACCGCAAAUGUGCCAUCAGCUAAGAAAAUCAUUGUUCAUGGGCCACAAGAACAAGACGCGGGAGGCAUUCCAUCACAGUUCCCAGUACAAGAGGACACCCAAUUCUGCCAGAUUCUAAGGGAAUCACUGGAUUUCUUUGGCAUUGAAGAAUCAAGACAUAAAGAAUUUUUCCUUGUAGAUCACAAAACUCAUCAGAUUCACAAUUCGUCUGCCUAUGUGCGAGAUUACUACUUCUUCAAGCGUUCACAAUAUCCACAGUUAGAACUUAUUCAUAUGAAACCUGAAGAGGCAUUUAAUGCUCUACAGAGGCAGGAACUACUGCACAAGUUUGUUGAGAUUGGGAAAGUUUUGCUUACAUGGGCCAUACUCAAGAAUGUAGACAUGGUUGUGCAACGUGUGGUAUUUCUACAUGAAGAACUUAUGAAAUUGCCUUCAUUUCCACGCAAGGCUUUGGAAGCUGAUCUUGAUUUGUAUAAAGGAGGUGAAAUGGGCAAGGAACUUCUAGGACUGGAUGUGCUACAUAAAUUCAUGUGGGUGCGACUCAUUGCCAGGAUGUUUGAAGCAAUGGCAGGGAACUUUGCCUAUUCUGGUGAUAUCCACUUGUUCCUUAAUGUUCUCAAUGGAGCUGUGAUACUUCACAGUGAAGAUGCGUGUAUUCUCCGUUAUGUAACAGCAACAUACAUCAAUGCUGCUCAUAACUUCAAAAACAUCUUUUCCACUAAUGGAUAUCUGCUCAUAAUGCCCACAUUGCUUCAACUAUACUCAAAUCAUCAGACAAAUAGACUGGUGAAGACGACUGUUGAGUACACUGUCAAACAGUUCUAUUUAAUGAAUCGAAAGCCAUUUAUUCUCCAGAUGUUUGGUAGUGUGUCUGCUAUUUUAGAUACUGAUGAUGACAACCAGUAUGGUGAUGCUCAUAAGGUGCAGUCUAAUUGUCUGUUCAAUCUCUUACUCAGUUUGGAAACACCAUCACCAGAUCCCCUAAAUAUAGGUGAACUGGUAAGAGAAGAAAAGCCACUGAAGGCAAUAGAUUUCUGUUACCAUGAUGAGAAUGAAAUGGUAACUGUUCUUGAUUGUAUUUCACUAUGCGUCAUGGUAGUAGCAUAUGCUGCUGACUCAGUCCGAGGCCAUCAGAUGCUGACAAUCCUAGAAGCCAUAUUGCCCUGUUAUAUGCAGCACAUCCAACUGCCAAGCUACAGGAAGGAAGGCAAAACUGAGAAGGAAAUCAUUUAUCAACUUGCAGUUGCUGUUAAGACUCUUGUCAAUAACUGUGAAGCUCUUGCAAAGAAUUAUAAUGGGCCACAGAGGGCAAGUCCUGAGCACAAAGGCUCUAGUCAACGUAAUUACAGCAGGGGACCCUAUUCUCCAGGCUUUGAAUUUGAGGAUGACUCGCACUCAAAAUACAUGAGUGACCACAGUAGAAGCAAGAUCAUAUAUGAAAGAGACAUGGAAGAUUCUGAGCUGUUGCGAAGUGAAUUUCGACGUCCACGAGAUAUCCUGUUGUCCAUGGUAGCUGAAUUUCUCACGAAGUGCACUCUUCGGCUGAAUGAGAUCAACAAGAAAUCAGGCCAGGAUAACAAGACUAUUGAGCUUUUGGACACCAGGGCACAUGUGCGCUUAGCUGACAUCGCCCACAGUCUUCUAAAGGUGUCUCCAUAUGAUCCAGACACAAUGGCAUGUAGAGGCCUCCAGCGUUACAUGAGUGAUAUACUGCCCUCAACUGAAUGGACCAAUGAAGCAAUGAGGCCAGCAUUGAUAUCCAUCCUUCGACGACUGGACAAAACUUUCAACAAGAUAUACAAGAAACCAUCUAUCAGGCGUCACACAGACUGGGAGGCCGCAGCUGGUUUGCUGAAGGGUAUUUAUGAGACUCUUGCCCGUUACCCAUAUAUAGUUCACAUGCAACACCUCAAGACGCUCAUUAACACAUGCCAGGCUCUCAUAGUUGGAGAGACAGUAGCUACUGGUGUGGGUGAAUGCGUGUCAUUAGCCACAGCUGCUCUGAUGGGUCAAGUUCCUCCUCCACACUUCUGUUCCACUGUUGUACGCCUUAUAGCACUGCAGAUAUUGGCAAUAGGAGAGACAUAUUCUUUAGAGCAAGCUUGUGGUGGUAGUUCUGUGUUCUCCACUCAUGACAAGACAGAGAGUAUGCUCAUGAAUCUUCUGAUGCCUCUGUGUCUCCGUGUUGGUAGCGGCAGAAAAGAUGUACCCCAUAUGAGGCCAGCUGACAUCAGCUUUGCUUUAACUGUUGUGCUCCAUACUAUGAGUCCACCUGCCAGCAAGAUAGCUCCAGUUACAGCACAGAACAUCAAGACUGCAUCUGAGAUGAGAACAGGCAGCCUUACUUACAGUGGUAGAAGUGACAACAAGAAACGGCACAAAAUAUCUAUGUCACUGUUUCAAGUAGCUUUCCUUGCUCUAAAAAUCAUGAUCAUCUGCUUUGAGGGUGAGCUGGUUGCUGAUUGGCCACGCAUAGCACGAACAAUCAGAGACCUGGGAAAACGCAAUGAAGGGGGUUCCAUCUGGUGGAAUUUCAUAGACUUUGUUGUAUCUCAGAGGAUACCGCUUUUUGUACUGCUGCAGCCUUUCAUCCUGAACAAGUUGUGUCAGCCGCCAGUCACAGACCAUGAACGCCAUCUUCAGUUUGUUAUUCGAGAGAAGCUGAAGGGCUUCAACUUGCCCAUUGUGAAAUGUAAGGGUAUGCUGCUCAUGGACCUGGCACAUGAGAUGAAGGAACUCAAGGAGGAGAUAGAAGAUCGCAGAUAUGAUGAAGAAAGAGAUACAAAGAAAUUAAAAAUUCUGUCAGACAUGCAGCAAGGACAGCACCAUGGCCUGGGACAACCCAGUGAAGUGGGAGCAGGCCCACACCAGCGUCAACAUCGUCCAUCACUCAUUGACCUUUUGACAGGUGACCACAGCGUGGGAAAAGAUUCCAUGGCUAAACCUGAUAAUACCUCAACCAGUCAGCCUACUCAUCGAGUUCUUCCUGUAACACAAGCCCGGAAUCGCUGGAGUGUUGCUGCUAAGCUAGCGUGUGUUAUGGCUGCUGCAGAAUCAGUGUCAAGUGUGAGUUUUGGGUCAAGCCAUUCAGCCGCCACUGCAGCGCGUGGCACUGGGGAAGCCAUAAGUGAAGGUGGGGUUGGGGAAACCCAAACCUCCACACCGGCAAACUUGCUGGUGGCACCUAAAUUUCCGUUAACAGACAAGUCCCAUCAGUCUUCCUCUUCUUCUGCUAGUGAUGAACGUAAAUUGUCAAGUCAGAAGUUUGACAGUUCCUUACCACUACAGAAAUCAUCCAUUCGAUUUGUGUCUUCUGUAGAAUUUAAACAUUCUUCAGGUGAAACAUCAACCACUCCUUUGAGCCCUGGUAGCCCAGCAGAUGAAAGUUCUGGUGAAUUGAGUGGACGUCCCAACAAACCCCGUCUCCAACGUUCUAAAGCACAAAGCAGGAAGACAUUUAGGCUUCGGAAGAGUAGAAGAAGCCAUAUUGAGGUAUCCCAUGCCAAGGUUGAACCAUCUGAAACAUCACCAGAAGAUGGGCAACAGCAACAGCAAGAGAAAUUUUCAAAGCAGCAGCAGCUCCAGCUCCAACACGAACAUAAACUUUUUUCACAGCAACAAGAGCAGAAACAACAGACAUCAGCAGUUGACAUUCCACCAAGAAAGUCCUCUGCUCUACCAAUCACCACAGGAGCUACCACAAGCCAGCAGCUUCCUAAUGCAGCUGUGUUACAUGCACAGCGAUUAUCUGUCCACCAGUCACGCUCUUCAGAGAAUGCACGUUCCUCUACUGCUGAUGUAUCGUGGGAUGAGGUCUCACAAACAUCAAGUACUUCAGGGUACAAGGAGUCAUAUAGUCUGCUGAUGAUGGCCCUGGAAUGUCCUCCUACACCCACUGGUAUUGUUGCUGCAACAGCCAUUAAUAAUGAGUCUUCCCAUGAACCACCACUUGCAUCUCCUGAUGCUCAUGAUCUGCCUUCAACCAGCAGUGCCACUACCAACCAAAUGGCUGCAGAGGGCAGCUCUCCAGAUUCUUCCAUCAACAGUGGGGAAGACUUGGCAUUGCUUGAACAUUCUGUCCCACGUUCUUCAUCAUUGCAUUCUCUCUUCAUGGUAUUUGAGACUCAAGAUGAAGACACACUUAUCUAAAUGUUGAAUCAAACCUACCAACUGACAGACUAAUGAACUACCUAAUUAACUACCUAACUACCUACCUAUAUGGUGCAGUGUCUUCUUGAACAGUUGGUCUAGAUAUUCCCUGCUCUUAUAAAACCCAAUGGUUGGUCAGUGUUUUUACCUAAACCUGCCAUUGAAUUCCUUCACGAGUACCCAAAUCCACUCAUCCCUUCCACUAUGCUGUGACUCUCAGAUUCAUUUUUAUAUUAUGCCCCCAUCCUUUGAAAAUAUGGCACCAUUCAAAUGUUUGGGAAUGACAGUAACAAUUCAAAAUUUGAUUCAGGAGGAAAUUAAGAGGAGUUUGAAUUUCUGUAAUGCUUGCAACCAUUCAAUCCAGAACCUUUUGUCUUCUUGGCUGCUGUCUAAAAACGUAAAAAUUAGGAUAUAUAAAACUGUAA
Cryptotermes secundus is the source of this 11393-nucleotide messenger RNA. RefSeq names its product protein unc-80 homolog (gene unc80). Gene Ontology annotation, cellular component: cation channel complex; axon. NCBI's taxonomy places the organism in Eukaryota, Metazoa, Arthropoda, Insecta, Blattodea, Kalotermitidae. The record is from RefSeq and is a predicted model, not a curated record. Gene Ontology annotation, biological process: monoatomic cation homeostasis. Gene Ontology annotation, molecular function: monoatomic cation channel activity.